CUAUCCAUGUAAUCCCGAUAUACGACCGAUAGCGAUAUGAACUGACCCGAGACUACAAGCUAUAACGCAGGGAGAGAAAGAUGAAGUUUGACGAUAUUUUGUAUCACCUGGGGGAGUUUGGCAGGUACCAGAAGAGGCUGUACAUCCUCCUAUGUCUGCCAGCUAUCAGCGUGGGAGGCUUCAUGAUGGGCCUAGUCCUCACCAUGGAAACCCCGAAACACCGAUGUAAAAUUCCCUUUUAUCCCAACGACACAUAUGAAAUUCAAAGCACCUACCACAAACACCUCGUGAAUCUCACUAUACCGAAAUCAGAUGACGAAACACUGAAGUACAGUCAGUGUCAUAUCUACGUCAGCAGCGGCGCGGGAAAUUUAAAUCCGGCGAACUUCACGAGAGAGAAAUGUACGGAGUGGGUGUACGAGACAUCGGAAUUCAAAUCAACGUUCACAUCUGAGCACAACCUGGUGUGUGACGAUGCCUUGCUAACCUCUCAUGCUAAGAUGAUCUUCUACUUUGGAGUUUUGGUCGGUGAUUUGGUUUUCGGAGUCCUCGCUGAUACGAUUGGACGUAAGAAGGCCCUGUACGUUACGUUCGUGAUUCUGCUGGCCUCGGCGUUCGGAGUAUGUUGGGCCCCUGAGUUCAUCAGCUUUGUCAUCCUACAGUUCAUCAUUGGGGCAGCCAACCACGGCGCUUUUAUGAUCUGUUGUGUCCUGGGACUGGAGAUGGUCGGCCCCUCCAAGCGAGUGUGGGCGGGAAUAGUGAUCCACGCCUUCUUUGCCCUCGGUCUGGUCUACCUGGCGGGGGCGGGGUACUUGUUGAGAGACUGGCAGUACAUCAGCCUCGCUGUGGCCGGACCGUGUGUGUUCUAUCUGUCCUAUUGGUGGAUUGUUCCGGAAUCUCCGCGCUGGCUUAUCAGUCAGGGGAGAGAAUCCGAGGCGGAAGACAUCAUACGAAAGGUCGCCAAGGUCAACAAGGUCAAAAUCGACGAGAAACUCCUAAAGGUCAGCGACGAUGACGACAAAUCGUCGGAGGGGCGGAUCUGGCAUCUGUUCAGUAACCGAGUCAUGCUGGUGCGCACUCUCAUCUUGUUCUUUAACUGGGCCAUUGUAUCAAUGAUGUAUUACGGAGUGACAAUGCAUGCUGGGAACAUGGGCGGGGACUUCUACCUGAACUUCUUCCUGCUGGCAGUGGUGGAAUUCCCCGCCUACAGUCUCGCCAUUUUCCUGUUAGACAGAAUCGGCAGGAAGAAGCUUCACUGUUCGUUCAUGGUGCUUGGCGGGCUGGCUUGUCUGUCUACAAUAUUUCCCGUUCUCUUCGGAGAUAAAUCCAUUCAGCCCUUAACUCUAGCCCUGGCCAUCGUGGGUAAGAUUGGAUCCGCCGGUGCGUUCGGUGUGGUGUACGUCUUCUCCGCCGAGCUGUUCCCUACGGUGGUGCGGAAUGCUGGGAUGGGGGCCAGUUCCUGUAUCGCCAGGGUGGGAGGCAUGCUGGCGCCUUACGUGGCUUCCUCGGGCGAUUUAGUGGGAGGUAAAUUUGGCCAGGCUCUCCCAUUGGUUAUAUUUGGCGCUGCUUCAGUGACUGCAGGACUACUCUGUUUGUUGUUACCGGAAACACUGAAUAAGAAACUUCCGGAAUCAAUUGAAGAUGGAAUUAAGUUUGGCAGGGCGACAGAAAAAGAAAAAGAGGAAAUCAGUAUCUCCAAAUCAACUAAACUUUGAUAUUGUAUUGAUUUUUACCUUAUUUGUAAAAAUCUUUGAUAUCGGCAUGUCAUUUUAACUGACGAGUUUAGUUUUUCUUAUUGAAUGAAAUAUAUAUUAUCUAGAAAAAAUAACAAAAUCUAUUCAAACAGUGCGUAUGUUUUCAGUACUUUCUAUGUUCUGUCACGUGCGGACGAUUUUGUAAAAAAAAAAUCCCAUGCAACUAUUGUCAGUUUAAAUUGCUAGAAGUAUUCAUAUUCUAGAAAUGCUGUAGAGUACAAAUCGUAUUUAUUGGUGAAUAAAAGUACAUGUAUUAAUUGGUCAAGAAUAAAGACUUUAGCAAAGAGUAAACUUAAAGAG
This is a messenger RNA of Magallana angulata, 2054 nucleotides long. Its product is annotated as organic cation transporter protein-like. The record is from RefSeq and is a predicted model, not a curated record. Gene Ontology annotation, molecular function: transmembrane transporter activity. Lineage: Eukaryota; Metazoa; Mollusca; Bivalvia; Ostreida; Ostreidae. The coding region runs from base 81 to 1715 and encodes 544 amino acids. Gene Ontology annotation, cellular component: membrane. Gene Ontology annotation, biological process: transmembrane transport. The transcript is spliced from 10 exons.